Messenger RNA from Oncorhynchus tshawytscha (Chinook salmon), 2058 nucleotides. RefSeq names its product phosphatase, orphan 2 (gene phospho2). Bases 175 to 906 code for a protein of 243 amino acids. The transcript has 2 exons. Gene Ontology annotation, molecular function: phosphatase activity. The record is from RefSeq and is a predicted model, not a curated record. NCBI's taxonomy places the organism in Eukaryota, Metazoa, Chordata, Actinopteri, Salmoniformes, Salmonidae.
UACACAUCCGGUGGAACAUCUGUCUCAUUGUUCUAUCUGUGCCUCAAUGGUUCCCAGUUGUUCCGAACGCGACAUGUCUCAAGUGUGUGUUUAAGAUCCAACCGGCGAUGUCACGCAUCUAAAUUUACAUUUGUGUAAACGGUGUAACAACAGUGUGGGCAGAGGAGAAUCAUCAUGAAGACUCUGCUGGUGUUUGACUUCGACCACACCUUGGUGGAUGACAACAGUGACACCUGGGUCAUUCAGUGUAUCCCGGACCAAUGCCUGCCAGACCUGGUCAAGAACUCCUACCAGAAGGGACGCUGGACAGAGUACAUGGGCAGAGUCAUGUCCUAUAUAGGAGACCAGGACAUCAGCCCCGAUACAAUCCGAAGUGUGAUGGAGACAAUACCGUUUACAGAUGGAAUGAUUGAAGUGUUGACGUUCAUUGUGAGUAACAAGAACGACAUUGACUGCAUCAUUAUCUCAGAUUCAAACACAGUGUUCAUCGACUGGAUACUGCAGGUGGCUGGGGUUCAAGACGCGGUCGACCAAGUCUUCACCAAUCCGGCUGCGUUUGACAAGCGUGGCUACAUGGAGAUAGAAUGUUACCAUUCUCACCAGUGUAGCCAGUGCCCUGUCAAUCUGUGUAAGAGGAAAGUGCUGGCUGAUUUCCUAGCAGGGCAGUUGAAGGGAGGGGUAGAGUAUCAGAGAACUUUCUAUGUAGGGGACGGAGGGAACGACCUUUGCCCUUCCAACAGUCUAAGGGAAGGAGAUGUGGUGUUCCCUAGAAAGGGUUACACCUUGGAGAGGCUGCUCUCUAGACAGAGUCCACAACAAGGAGAGGGUUCAUCGAACCCGAGAGUCGUAGGAUGGACAAGUGGAAAAGAGAUCCUGAUGGAACUGAAAGCAUGUGUUCCCCUGUAGGGUUCAGCUCUUUCUCAUACUAAAUGAAGUGUACUUGCAACGAUUAAAAAGUAUACCAAAUGCGUGAGAGGGAAGGAUUGUGAUUGUGUCUUUGUCCUGUUUUGAAAAGUUUUUUGAAGAUCAUAUUUUAAAUCAGCAGGACUGUAAUCACAUCAGUCUCUCAGGUUCAGAUGCAAAUGAAUGUACAUCUUUGUGCUUAUUUUUGUCUUUAGCAAAUGUAGAGAGAUACAGAACCCAAUAAACAGACAAGGAAAAAAACAAAUCACACCUGUAAAUUACAUGUUAUAACUGUUUAUCAUUAAAUAUAUAUUCUAGGAUGUACAGUCAAUAAAAGACAUUGGCAUCACUUUUUACUAGGGCACUAUCUAUGUGAAAAAUGUAUUACCAGUCCUGUGUAUUAACAGUGCAAUAAUCUGUUGUCUCUACUAGGCUCUAUUGUGAGUGUUAUUAUAUAAAUGGCCGAUUACUGCUUCAGCAGUGCGGUUUCGUGGACCGUGACCCCGUCUCCCUGCCUCCUAAGAUAACCCUCUGUCUGUCCCUUUGUGUCAAUACGCUGAUAGUAGGACGAGGCGCGGUGAAUGUGAUUGGUCGAACGCUGUUAUUUGCGGCUGGUAAGAUUAUCAGAGGCGCUGCUGUCUGCGGCUGAGAUGCUCUGUCACAUCAGCUGAGCGCCUGCCGCGUCAGCCUAAAUAGAUAACGAAACUAAAUAGCGGAAUGUCCGGCGUUUAUUAGAUUGGUUGGUUUACAAGGGAAUUGCGCAUAUAAAUAAGGAUUUACAACAGAUGGCGUGUGAUGCCGUUUGACUCGCUCCAAACACAGGAUGCUUUAACAACAGGAAAAUAAACCAUGUCGAGCAGGUAGAUGUGUGGCUAUUGUUCAGUGAGCUGUGUUAAUGAUCUUCACUCGGGACUAUUUAGAUUGAAUAGUAUUCUGUCAAGUGUAUGUAGGUCCUAUGUGAAUGCAUUACAUUGUGUUUUAAAUAGGACGACUAAUAGAUCACAUGAUCAAAUACUCUGGAUCCAUUGCAAAUCCAUGUAUGUUUCCUGUCUGUGCUCAGUUCAUCGUUUUUUGCAAGGUGUUGCUGCUUACAGUAUUGCAAAAUGUUCAUUAUGCAAUGUUUUCUGUUUUAGCAAUAAACCCAAUUUGAUUCUA